AUGCUGAACCAAAUGAUUGUAUCAGCACUGGCCAAUCCCUUAUGUGAGAUUCCACUAACAGUUGCACACUUUUUUGAGGAGCAAAAAAAGGCGAUACUUACAACUACACCGAUACCACCAACUACGGCUCCAACAACACCAAAAGUUUUUGUGCUCAAAUUUGGUGAGAGUUUAGGGUCGUUGACAACAACAUCUACCCAAGCACCUGUUGAAAAUGAGAAUGCAUUUUACGAAACUUCUGACGAGGUCCCAGAUGAAGAUUUGGCUGCUAAAUUUGCUGCUGAUUUAUGCGCAGCUGAUAGGAUUGAUGAAAAUGAUGGUGCCACAUUAGAACUGGCUACCCUGCGACCAGUAAGCAAAAGAUCUGUGAAUGAACAGCCAAGAUUCAAUCCCAAAUUGGCUGAAGCUUUAUGGGCUCCUGAUCUGACUCUAAUGUACUCUCCCAACUUUACGGAAAAGAGUGUAAUAUUUGGACUUGAUGGUGGCAUUGUUUUCUUCGGUCAAAAAGCCAAAAAUGUUUCUCGACCAAGGAAUCUGGAUGUCUCUGGUCUUGGUGACAAGAUGUUUGGUCUUAUGAUUAGUGAAUAUGUACCAAAUACGUUCUUGACGCACAUAUACGAAAACGAUUUUGGAAAUUUCCAUGAAGUUUUUAAAACGCAUAACCUUCCAAAGUUUGUGAAGCCUAUUGCUAAAGUACUGUGCCGAACCUGUGAACUUCAUAUGUUUGCAAAUUUGACAAGUAGACCGAAUAUGGUGAUUGAACCGUCUGGCGUCAAGAUGACAAUUGAUGGUGAUGUUACGAUCAAGUUUAUUGGUCGUUGGAAAAGCUACAACCUGAUUUCCGCCGACACUCAAUUGAGCGUUGUGGUGAGGCCAUACGUUCGAUACAGCAGAGUGUAUGGCGAUGUUGGACUUGGAAAACUUGAUAUACAUAUGAAAAACAUGGGAAUUCGGGGUGUGUUUGCAAAUUCACUAAAAAAAGCUCUAAAUGCUGUCAUACCAAAUAAACUUUGGCCAAAGAUUAAAAAACGUCUUCGGUUUGCUUUAAGUCAACGAGGUAUUCGUUUACCGAUAAUGUGCGGUGUAGAACUGGAAAGACCAUCGUUACAGUGUGCUGAUCAUGCAAUAGUUAUCAAUACAGAUUUCAGAUAUGAUUUGCCUCGAUUUGUUCGCAAAUUUCGUGCAUACAUCCGGGCAGAGGUUGAAAAGAAGAAGAAAACAAUUGACAGCUAUGAAGAUGAUUCUGAAUAA
This is a messenger RNA of Enterobius vermicularis (human pinworm), 1251 nucleotides long. NCBI's taxonomy places the organism in Eukaryota, Metazoa, Nematoda, Chromadorea, Rhabditida, Oxyuridae. The record is from the annotation of a GenBank genome assembly.